AUGUUGCUAGUGGUGUUAUAGGUAUAGUUUUAUAUAAAGACUAAAUUCAAUAAAAUUUAAUAAUAGAUUAUUUGGAUAGCUUUUAGUUUAAUUAUCUUACUUUCUUAGCCUAAUUCUUUAUACUUAAUGUAAACAAGAUAAAGUAUUCAAUAUUUAAUAUUAUAACUUAAUAAUUCCAGCUGUUGUCAUUAUUUUUCAGACUAUUACUUGCAGAAACUCAAUAUGGCUUACUAUUAAUUACUUACUUAACUCUGCUGGGUAUUUUUUAAUUCCUUAAUUAGCUCGUAAUAUUUAAUAAGCUUAAUACUUUAGCUCAUUUCUUAGAUUAGUAGUAGGGUUUGUUUAUUUUAGUUAAGAUAUUGUUAGCUAUUCUGGAAAUUAUGA
This is a messenger RNA of Tetrahymena thermophila SB210, 384 nucleotides long. Its product is annotated as transmembrane protein, putative. The record is from RefSeq and is a predicted model, not a curated record. The transcript has a single exon. NCBI's taxonomy places the organism in Eukaryota, Ciliophora, Oligohymenophorea, Hymenostomatida, Tetrahymenidae.